Ochlerotatus camptorhynchus is the source of this 1575-nucleotide messenger RNA. RefSeq lists its product as uncharacterized. The record is from RefSeq and is a predicted model, not a curated record. NCBI's taxonomy places the organism in Eukaryota, Metazoa, Arthropoda, Insecta, Diptera, Culicidae. The transcript is spliced from 3 exons. The coding region runs from base 253 to 1149 and encodes 298 amino acids.
UGCACGAAGAUGAUCGCAAGUUGACAACUCGCACGGGCACGACUCUCGUUACUGUUGCUGUUGUUCGCUCGUUUUCACUUUUCUCGGUGUGCAAAAUUUGGAAAUUCCUUCGCGUUGCAAUUUUUUGCAUAUUUCCGCUCGUCAAACAUCCCAAAAUUUAGUUGCCUUGUGCUAGAAAUUGACCAAACUAUCCGGAUUCGGUAGCGGCAGUCGUGGAUUGGGGACGGAACGGUUACACGGAGUGGAACAAACAUGUCUAGCAAAGGACAACAGGACCUUGUCGACAGCUGGGAAGAAAUCGACGAAGAACGGUUGACUGAUCGGCUGAGUAAGUUGCCUAAUUUAGAUUCCAAUUUGCCAAGUGGUAGUGACGGAAGUAGUCAAUCCGGCGGAGGGACAAGUAACAGCAGUUUAACUGCAAUGCUGGAAGAAGAACUCCGUCCACGGAUGAUUCUACAAAGACCACAGAUGCAGAUUCUCCGCCGGCCCCAGUCCCAAGCCCAGGAGGAAAAGGCAACGGUUGAGAGUAAACCUAAGACUCAAAUCAAAUCAUUGGAUCAACGGAAACAAGCAUACGCGGAGGCACGACUGCGGAUAUUGGGAUCGGCUCACGACGAAGAGGAACAACAGCAAAAACAAAUCGAACAAGCACCGAAAAAAGGCAGUCCCAAUAUCAAUGGGUACCGAAUAAACAACAAUAAUACCACAAAUAACAACGGUGGUAACAUUCGACUAGAUAGGCCGCAAAAUUCCUUCCGGCCACCUCCUGGGAACUUUCAUAUGCAACAGCACCCACCCCAGCAUCCUGGACCUGGUCCAUUCUAUCCUCCUCAUCCGUCCGGACGGAAUCAGCUGCCACCGGAGGCCACAGCAUCAAUCAAUCAUCACUACUAUCAGCAGCAGCAACAGCAAGUCGGUCCACACGUUCCCGGUGGUUACCACUUUCAGCAUCACCAACAUCAUCCUCAGCAUCCCCAUCAGAAACAAAUAUCGCCUUAUGGAAUGCCACAAUCAUCCACUGGCUACCAUCAUGGUUUGGGGGGACCAAUGCCCGCGUACAGUGGCCCACUUGGCCACAAUAGCAAUAACAAUGUUCUGAGAAUGCCAGCCGGGCCAGACGGGUCCCACGGGUUCACCAUCCGGCGGUAGCUAGCAUACUGAACGCAGAAACAACAAUUAGGAUUCAAUCAAUGUAUGAUUUCGCUGCUAAAAUGUAUUCAUUCUGUUUUAAUUAUUGCUUAUACGGUUCCCGGCUGAAUACAACAAACAGAAUGCUACUCUAUUUGGUUAGAUAAAUUUCUAAAUUAUGUCAAUUCCACUGAAGAUCCGUUUCAAAAAUAGACCAAUCGCCAAGUGUUGCGAAGGAAGACCACCACACCCGCAUACUACCGGAUGGUUGAAUAUAGUAGAACAUUUAUGAACCAUGUCAAAGUGCGUACAAUUGCUUUCAAUAAUAUCUAUUUUUUCACCCUCCAAUCAGUUCUUUCAGUCUUUAUUGUAAAGGAAAUGAAUAUUUUAAUUAUUGUCUAAGAAAGGUGCAAAAAAUUUAAAUAAAGUUUUUAGGACACUGCUAUA